Ilyonectria robusta is the source of this 1694-nucleotide messenger RNA. Its product is annotated as RTA1 like protein-domain-containing protein. NCBI's taxonomy places the organism in Eukaryota, Fungi, Ascomycota, Sordariomycetes, Hypocreales, Nectriaceae. The coding region runs from base 273 to 1352 and encodes 359 amino acids. The record is from RefSeq and is a predicted model, not a curated record. Gene Ontology annotation, cellular component: membrane. The transcript has 3 exons.
GUCAAUCCGCCAAAGCCUCGGAACUGGGAUUGUCCCAAUAAUCAGCCUUGUGAAGUGAAGGAGAAGGACAAUUACUUAAAGGCAUUCGCGACUUCCAAAAUGAGGGAAUAUCAUCCGCAUCAAACACCGCAUCACACACCGCAAUCUCAUCUUCAGCCUGGCAACAGCUUCCUCUUCUUGAACACUUUCAUCUUCUCUUACACUUUCACGCACCACUGGGCUGACUUACAAACACCAACGAACACCACCUCCUUUCUCCCACAUCUCAUACAAUGGCCACCACCACCAUAGCCGAUAUCGCGUCGAGGACAACCGCUUCAGCCACGGCGUCCUGCACCACCGCCGUACCUGGCAAGUACGGCUAUGUCCCUAUCGACGCCUGUAAUGCCAACUACGGCUUCAACCCGAGCUUUGGCGCCAAUCUCGCCUUUGCUGUACUGUUUGGUUUGACAAGUUCGAUCCAUAUUAUGCAAGCCAUCAUCUACAAAAAGCGAUACUGUUGGGUGGUCAUCAUGGGUGCGCUCUGGGAGCUGGCGGGUUUUGCCAUCAAGACUGUCGGCAGUCGUAAUCAACAGGAGCUCUCACUUGCUAUCUGGGGACAGCUCUUCUUCUUGCUUGCCCCUCUAUGGAUCAACGCAUUUGCCUACAUGACUGUUGCACGCAUGAUUUACUUCCGAAUCCCCGAGAAGAAGAUCUGGGGCGUGCGGGCAAUUAAGAUGGGAACGCUGUUCAUCUGGCUGGAUGUCGUCUGCUUCAUCGUCCAGGCUGCCGGCGGUAUCCUACUAUCUGGCGAUGACGACAAAGUUGCAGACAUCGGCAAGAAGCUUUACAUGGCUGGUGUUGGUGUUCAGCUGGCAUUUAUCCUCAUCUUCACUGUCCUGACGGGUACCUUUUACCGGCAAUUGGUGAAGCUUGAGGGAUCGCGCAUCGGCCGGAUGAAGUACCUGAUCUGGUGCAUGCUGUCCGUCUUGGUCCUGGUCACGGUUCGAAUCGUGUUCCGUCUGUACGAGUUCAGCCCCGGCGCGAACACCAGCAACCCGAUCCUGACCCACGAGGACUACGCUUUGUGCCUGGACGCCUUCCCCAUGCUGUUGGCUCUGGUUCUCCUCAACUCCAUGCACCCCGGCCUGGUCCUGCGGGGCCCCGACAGCGACUUCCCGCGACUCAGCCGCAAGGAGAAGAAGGCGCUCAAGCAGCAGAAGAAGGACGAGAAGCGAGAUCUCAAGGCUGCCAAGAAGGCUGGCAAGUCUGGCAAGUCGAGCAAGCACAGUGGCUCUUACGAGAUGUACGACACCAUCCCCGAGACCGGCUCCCAGGGCAGCGCCAACUCCCACCGCGAGCUGAUGGUGUAAGAGGGGAAACGUCAGGUGUGGACGCAGGGCAGUAGUAAUGGGACAAUGUUAAUGGUGGAUGGAGACAGUGGGGUCUCGAGGAUCAAUCACAUGGGCACUCGAGUACGCCAGAGGAUUCCAGUCGAGCAUGGCGACCGACCCAUGUGUAUUGAAGACAACAGCGUGGCGUUUUAUGUUUGGUCUGGGCGGAAUGAAGGAAUUCCAAUCCAGAGUUAAUUUGGAUCGGUUGCAUAUAGACUUGCGGGAUAAGCGAUGGGAGAUUACAGCGACGGAUAGAAAAUGGAUUUAAGUCAGGGGAGACUAUUAGUUGGGUAGAUGAAGAAUGUAUUUUUUCUUUUGAAA